Messenger RNA from Abrus precatorius (Indian licorice), 1039 nucleotides. Its product is annotated as E3 ubiquitin-protein ligase RMA1H1-like. Gene Ontology annotation, cellular component: endoplasmic reticulum. Lineage: Eukaryota; Viridiplantae; Streptophyta; Magnoliopsida; Fabales; Fabaceae. The transcript has 2 exons. Gene Ontology annotation, biological process: ubiquitin-dependent protein catabolic process. Bases 204 to 905 code for a protein of 233 amino acids. Gene Ontology annotation, molecular function: ubiquitin-like protein conjugating enzyme binding; ubiquitin protein ligase activity; metal ion binding. The record is from RefSeq and is a predicted model, not a curated record.
ACUCUGUUUCUUUCCCUCGUACUUCUUCUUCUUCUUCAUCUUCAUCUUCAUCUUCUUCUUCUUCCAUUCUUUCUCUGCUUUUUCACGCAACUUCCAAUCUUUUCAUUUCAACUUCCAACAUUCGUGAUUGCACCCUUGCAACGCAACAAAUCAUUCUGUUCAGUUACCUACAAGAGAACAUACUGUCUAACUAAAAGGCCAAAAUGGACUUAGAUCGUAAGGAGGAGAUUGAGCCCCAGAAUAAAAACUGGAAAUCUUCAAGUGAUGUCAUUGCAGAUUCUGAUAGAAAUGUUUGUGGUGGCUUUGAGUGCAACAUCUGUCUAGAGUGUGUUCGAGAGCCAGUAGUCACACUUUGUGGUCAUCUUUAUUGUUGGCCCUGCAUAUAUAAAUGGCUUCAUUUUCAAAGAAUCACUUUAGAAAAUGAACAAGAAGAGAAGCGACAAUGUCCGGUAUGCAAAUCGGAAGUUUCUCAAUCCUCUCUAGUUCCAUUAUAUGGCCGUGGCCCAAGCACAACAUCUUCCGGAGGAAAGACUCAUAAAGUAGGAAUGGUCAUACCACAAAGACCUAAGGGCCCCAGAUUACAUAAUACUACAUCUGUUUAUUAUCAUCCCAAUAAUCCUUAUCAUCAUUCUCAACAAUUUAAUUCAAUUUCAAAUGGUUAUACUUCACCAAUACUUAGCACAGGUGGUUCACUAAAUAAUACAUUUGGAAUAUUUAGUGGAAUGAUAUAUGCAAGGGUUUUUGGUAAUCAGAUGUCAAACAUAUACACAUAUCCUAAUUCAUACAGUCUUUCAGAGGCCAAUAACCCAAGGACCAGGAGGCAUUUAAUGCAAAUUGAUAAAUCACUCAGCAGAAUAAGUUUUUUCCUCCUAUGCAGCCUAGUUUUAUGUCUUCUCUUAUUCUGAGUGCUCUUUUUUAUUUUCAUCUGUACCUACAGUACACCUUUGUAUGCAAAGUAAUGCUGAGAUGUGUGAGUAAUUGUAAUUACAAGUCUCUGUCUGAGCUAUAUGAAAAUAGAUAGUUGCAUAACUUUACUUGG